AUGGAAAUAAGAGAGCAAUGUUCUUUACCUAAAAGAGCCGCUGUGCUCGCUUCUUCACCCCCUUCCCCCAUACUCUCUUCUUCUCUUCUCCUUUGCUUGAUAGGUUUUGGUUUUUUUUGUUGCUGAUUCUGUAUCUGUGAUGAUUCUGUGGGGGAAGCUCUUGACUAGUUAGUGUUUAGGGAAGCUUCACUCUCUUUGUAUAGUGAAAUCUAUAAUUCGAAUUCUCCAUCGCUGCGAUAUUUGAUUUUUUGAAGUAUUCUCAGAUCUGUUUCACCACAUUCUUGCUUCUUGUUUAAAAAUGUGUUCCGCAAGGUGUAUUACGAGUAGUAAGGAGCAUUCAAUUGCAAAAUUGUAUCAGAUUUCAUUUGUAUUUUGAAGGAUCCAAAUGCAUAAUUUCGAUUCAUGACUUAUAAAUUCUCUGCAGAGAGCUUAAUUUGUAGCUGUUAGUAAGCUUAUAGCUUACUACUGCAUUGUUGUAAUUACACAUUUGAGCUACUAGUAUACCAAAACUUAUAUGUAUGAGCUACUAGUUCAUCAUCCCAUGACUUGUGAGCUUUCUACAGAACUUUUCACAUUGGGACAACUAAAUUAGCUACAGAUGAAGUCACAUGUUUUGAUCCAAACCAAAUCUUGGCAAGGUUGAAACGGAUAGGGAGAAGCAAUAUGAGUACUGUGUGUAUGGCACAGACAUUGCUACAAGCUAUGGAGCUGGUGCGUUCGUUCUUCUCUUUGUAAGCCAAGUCCUUAUCAUGGUGGCUAGUCGUUGCUUCUGCUGUGGAAAGUCCCUUAACCCUGGUGGUUCAAGAGCUUGUGCCAUUCUUCUCUUCCUCAUUUGCUGGGUGUUUUUCUUGAUCGCUGAGGUAUGUUUGCUUGCGGCAUCAAUCAGAAACGCGUACCACACGCAGUAUAGAAAGAUGUGGAACAUUGACAAUCCACCAAGCUGUGAAGUUAUUAGGAGAGGAGUUUUUGCUGCUGGUGCUGCUUUCACUCUCUUCACCGCCAUUGUCUCUCAGUUCUACUACGUUUGCUACUCUCGUGCUAGAGAUGCUUACCAGAACCCUUCCUACUAAAAACUGUCAACUUCUACAGCAAGCAAACGUUAAAGCAUCCACGGUUGGGGAUUUUUCUUUUGUGUUUUGUUUAGUAGUAUCAUCCAAUGCUACUACUUAUCCAUUAGGAUGUUUAGAUUUUAUGUUGUCUCUUAUAUAUGAUUGUUUCUUGUGGUAUUCUGAGAUCGUACAUUGUUAUGUCCUCUGUUGUAAUGUGUGAAUACUAAAAAAAAAAGAGUAGAAAACAUGAUUUGUGUGAUUCACUGUUUUA
Camelina sativa (false flax) is the source of this 1320-nucleotide messenger RNA. RefSeq lists its product as uncharacterized. NCBI's taxonomy places the organism in Eukaryota, Viridiplantae, Streptophyta, Magnoliopsida, Brassicales, Brassicaceae. The record is from RefSeq and is a predicted model, not a curated record.